This is a messenger RNA of Metarhizium robertsii ARSEF 23, 540 nucleotides long. Its product is annotated as chitinase. The transcript has a single exon. The record is from RefSeq and is a predicted model, not a curated record. NCBI's taxonomy places the organism in Eukaryota, Fungi, Ascomycota, Sordariomycetes, Hypocreales, Clavicipitaceae. The coding region runs from base 1 to 540 and encodes 179 amino acids.
AUGGCGAAAUCACCAUGGUCUACAAGGGGGUCACGGUCCGUUGCGACCGUGGCAGCCUACUCCGUGUUAGUGUCCAACACUCAUGCACAGGAUACCAUCUUUAGUGGACAUGGUUUCGCUACGUAUUAUUACGACAUCGAAAACGUGAAAGCUUGUGGCACGGAUUUCGUGAACCAGAAUCAGGGCUAUGUCGCAUGCAGCCCUGGCACGGCGCGGUCACUGAACCAAAUCGGCACUAAUUAUCUCGUAGCCAUGAACAACACUGAGUUGCAAAAGAACCGGAAAAAGUACUGUGGCAAGAGAGUUAUAGUAACAGUGAAUGGCGAAAAGUCAACUCUUCCAUUUUUCAUCGGCGAUGGUUGCGAGCGCUGUGGCGGCGGACCACUUACUGGGCCGUGGAAUCCAGUCGGGGCUCCUGGGCUGGACUUCAGCUAUUCAGCAUUGAGUGAACUGUCAACACAAGCGUGUUCCGCGGGACAUAUAGAACUGAGUUGGGAGAUUGCGGAUGAGGCACUGUUCCAAUUCAAUACUGACUAUUAG